This is a messenger RNA of Paramisgurnus dabryanus, 7138 nucleotides long. RefSeq names its product discs, large homolog 2 (Drosophila) (gene dlg2). Gene Ontology annotation, molecular function: ionotropic glutamate receptor binding; protein kinase binding. Gene Ontology annotation, biological process: regulation of postsynaptic membrane neurotransmitter receptor levels; chemical synaptic transmission; embryo development. Gene Ontology annotation, cellular component: neuron projection; postsynaptic density membrane; neuromuscular junction. NCBI's taxonomy places the organism in Eukaryota, Metazoa, Chordata, Actinopteri, Cypriniformes, Cobitidae. The record is from RefSeq and is a predicted model, not a curated record.
GUUUUAGUCAACUUUCACCCCGAGUACCAGGAAGAAUUCCUAUUGGUCCGUAAGUGCGCCAACUGCCAGAAUAGACGAGCGCCAUUGGUGGGCGCGCCCUGUCAGUCCCCGCGGGUCAACCCUCUCGUUGCUAAGGCGAAACUGGUGAUGAUGCUGCUGCUGGUGAUACUGCACCCACCGUAGAGAGUCUCUGCAAACCUGCUUUGGCAAAAGAUGCCGCGAAGAUCCAUAGAAAAAAGGACAGUGUAACGGAAAAAUGAGGUGAAGUUGUUUUCAACUGCAUGUUUAGACGUUUGAAGAGAUCGUUUGGGAUAUAUUUGUGAAGCCAUGCGUUAUCGGAAAGCUGGAUAAAACUUGCAGGUGUUUUCCGACAGGCGUCGCAGCGACGGGCUGCUGUUUUACCGUGGAGGAAACACAUUCUGGAUAAAUGCCUGGCUUAUUUGUUCAUAUAACUAGCAGUUUGUAUGGUAUUUGACCUCUCGAAGCUGAAUUGAGGAGUUGUUGAAGAUGACUGACAAAGUGGAAGACUGGGGCUUUGGAAAAAGUCCACCAAUUUUAAAUUAACGGAUCCUUGAUUUCAUAUUCACACUAAAACUAUAAAACACACGCUUUACUAUUUAUUACCAACAUCACAAGUUGGUAUGCACCUUGAAUAACUGUUUACAAGCAUGCCGCAUUAAACUUCCACACAGGCAUGAGUUAUUAGAGAUGCCAUGCUUAUUUAUUCAUCAUACUGUUCAAUGUUUAGUUAUUAAACAUGCUUGAUCAGCAUAAACCGACUGAAUCUGAUCCAACACAAGCCAUGUAUUCGAGAUUCUCUUCAAUUUGAUGUAUAAAUGGCCCUUUGGGGCAAAAAACUAUAACUGUUAAUGAUUAGAUUUAGAGAAAAAUGAAAGGCUUUAAUAUCACUGCGUCUUUAAUAGUUGUCAGGGUCGCUAUGCUUUUCCGAUUCAAAUAUGUCCGUGGGUUGUGUUAUUGACGAUGUGAUUGAGUGUUUCGUAGAUUUGUAGUUUAUAAAAAACACCAAAGGCCUUUAAGUAACGUUAGUCGAUGGUUGUGGGAAUAUUACAGCAGAAUAAUCCUUGCAUACGAAAUGAAGCCAACCCUGAACACAGUCAACCACUGGAGACCAGUCUAGACAUUUCUCAUCUAUGCCAAGGUGUACUCGAUCACAAUCCACUGUUACUAUCGGAUUAUGGAUUUAUUUCUCAUACGGUCGAUCAUCGGCGACUGUCAUGCGCUCAGCGCGUGCUGCUGUGUUUUCUUCUUCAAGAUGUUUCCACGCGUGUCUCUCUGUUUGACUUAAACGUCACGAGCUACGACCCGUUCAUCCUGCUUUUACAUCUAAACCAACAAACUGAACUGUAAACUACUGCUUUAGUUUCUCCAGGAUACUUACAGCAAAUGAGGGCGAAACUUCUGUGUUGUUUUAAUGCCUGGAAAUCCCCCAAGGACACAUAGGAGUAAUUAUGCCCUUAAGGAAAAGAGACACAGCCAGGGCAAUACGCCUUCUUGAGGACUAUUGCUCAAAACUGAAGAAACCAGAGGAACAACCGCUCAAAACUGCCAUCAUAAGAGUCAUGGGCAUCCUUAAAAGCAGUCUUUUCCAGGCUCUUGUAGAUAUCCAGGAGUUUUAUGAAGUGACCCUGCUGAACUCUCAGAAGAGCUGUGAGCAGAAGCUUGUGGAGGUUGUUCACAUGGCCGAGCAGUGGGAACACACUGCCACCAACUCCAACUCUCCCACCGGGGGUCUUCAGCCAACCUCCACACCACCAGAGCUGAGGGAGGAAGGCCACAUGGAGCUGACGUUGGAAGAACCAGCCGCCCAAAGCACCAAUGCCGAGAACAGGCAGGCAGCAGCUGUACAGGGCACCCAGCACCAAAACCACUCUCCAGGAUGUGCGAACCCAGCACUGAUGAACUCCCCCUGGUACCGAUAUCAGGAUGAUGAUUCCCCUACUCCAGAACAUGGUUUCCCUAGGCUUACCAAUGACGUUCGGGCACCAGAACUCGUGCACGUUUCGGAGAAGAACCUUUCUGAGAUUGAGAAUGUGCACGGCUACGUUUCUCACUCUCACAUUUCACCGCUUAAGCCUGCGUUGGUUACCCGGUUUGAUCUAACAUACCCAGGGGUGACCGCGGCAAACUACCUGGCAAGCCCUGCUCCAAUUAUUGUCAACACGGACACUUUGGAAUCUGUACCUUACGUAAAUGGGACGGAAAUUGAAUAUGAGUUUGAAGAGAUUACAUUAGAACGGGGUAAUUCUGGAUUGGGGUUCAGUAUAGCAGGUGGAACAGAUAACCCUCACAUUGGUGAUGAUCCUGGGAUCUUCAUUACGAAAAUCAUCCCAGGUGGAGCAGCGGCAGAAGACGGCAGGCUCAGAGUGAACGACUGCAUUUUGCGUGUGAAUGACGCAGAUGUCUCAGAGGUGUCUCACAGUAAGGCGGUCGAGGCACUGAAAGCGGCUGGAUCGAUCGUGCGACUCUAUGUGCGCAGGAGGAGACCGAUGCUGGAGACCAUCACUGAAAUCAAACUUAUUAAAGGACCAAAAGGGCUUGGCUUCAGUAUUGCCGGUGGUGUGGGCAACCAGCACAUCCCUGGAGAUAACAGCAUCUAUGUGACUAAAAUCAUCGAUGGGGGUGCAGCGCAGAAGGAUUGCAGAUUACAGGUUGGAGACAGGCUGCUCAUGGUGAAUAACUACACUCUAGAAGAGGUGACCCAUGAAGAAGCGGUGGCCAUACUGAAGAACACAGCAGAUGUGGUGUAUCUGAAAGUUGGGAAACCCACUAGUGUCUAUCUGUCAGACCCCUAUGGACCACCCGAUAUCACACACUCAUUCUCACCCGCAAUGGAAAAUCAUAUCUCUUCCCCCGGUAAUAACGGCACUCUGGAAUAUAAGUCCAGUCUUCCGCCCAUCUCCCCCGGCCGAUAUUCCCCCCUGCCCAAGCAUUUGCUGGGGGAAGAGGACAUAAACAGGUUGGAUGGUUUUUCCUUCCUACGAAAUCCUUCAUUAGAUGAGAUGGAAGGUCACAGGUUUGAUUCCCAGCACUUCCAAUUAAGGCCGCCAGAGCCAGUUUACAGCACUGUGAACAAACUGAGUGACCGAGCCCCCUCUCCCCGUCUCUACUCCCCUGUGGAGUUUGAUAAAAGCCCCAUGCACUCACUCCCUCACUUCCCUCACUAUCACGUAGGCCUGCUCCCCGACUCCGAGAUCACCAGGGAGCCCAGGAAGAUUGUCCUGCACAAAGGGUCAACCGGAUUGGGCUUCAACAUCGUAGGAGGAGAAGAUGGAGAAGGCAUUUUUGUGUCCUUUAUACUCGCAGGAGGGCCUGCAGACCUCAGCGGAGAGCUGCGGAGAGGAGAUCAGAUCCUGUCUGUCAAUGGCAUCGAUCUGCGAGGUGCCACUCACGAACAAGCAGCAGCUGCACUGAAAGGGGCGGGACAGACUGUAACCAUCUUCGCCCAGUACCGACCGGAGGAACUUGCCCUGUGCUCCCCACGCCGGGCCCCGCCUCCAUCUGCAGAGUACGGGCGUUUCGAGGCCAAAAUUCAUGACUUACGAGAGCAGAUGAUGAACCACAGCAUGAGCUCCGGAUCCGGGUCCCUAAGAACCAAUCAGAAACGUUCCCUCUAUGUCAGGGCGUUGUUUGACUACGAGAGGGCGAAGGACAGCGGUCUUCCCAGCCAGGGUCUGAGUUUCCGAUAUGGAGAUAUCCUUCACGUCAUCAAUGCCUCUGAUGACGAAUGGUGGCAGGCCAGGAGAGUGACUGCUGAAGGAGAUAGUGAGGAGAUGGGUGUCAUUCCCAGCAAGAGGAGGGUUGAGCGAAAAGAACGAGCUCGUCUAAAGACAGUCAAAUUCAACGCAAAGCCCGGUAGCCUUGACUCUAAAGGGUCAUUCAGUGAAAAGCGUAGAAAGAACUUCAUCUUUUCACGCAAGUUCCCUUUCUACAAGAACAAGGAUGCCGACGAACAAGACGAGAGCGACUCGGAACGAAGUCAAGAGGAAGUCAUCCUCUCAUACGAACCCGUCAUUAGACAAGAAAUUAAUUACGCCAGGCCGGUUAUAAUCCUGGGACCCAUGAAGGACAGAAUCAACGAUGACCUCAUCUCCGAGUUCCCAGACAAGUUUGGCUCGUGCGUUCCACAUACUACCAGACAAAAGCGGGAUUACGAAGUGGACGGGAGAGAUUAUCACUUUGUGGGCUCAAGAGAGCAGAUGGAGAAAGACAUCCAAGAGCACAAGUUCAUCGAAGCCGGACAGUACAACGAUAACCUGUAUGGAACCAGCGUCCAGUCUGUGAAAUACGUAGCUGAGAGGGGAAAGCACUGCAUACUUGACGUGUCUGGGAAUGCCAUAAAACGGCUACAAGUAGCACAUCUCUACCCCAUUGCUAUCUUCAUCAAGCCUAGAUCCAUUGAGACUUUAAUGGAGAUGAAUAAAAGGUUGACAGAAGAGCAGGGCAAAAAGACAUACGACCGCGCCAUGAAACUGGAACAGGAGUUUGCCGAGUACUUCACAGCACUGGUUCAAGGGGACACACUAGAGGACAUUUAUAACCAGUGUAAGAUGGUGAUAGAGGAACAGUCUGGACCUUACAUCUGGAUUCCCUCGAAAGAAAAACUAUAAAAAUCCUCUCUGCCCCGGCAGAGACCUUGGACUGCAAAAAACAACAUAGGAAGAAUUUGUAACAAUAUAAAUUAUUAUUAUUAUUAUUAUGGCGAUGUUUAUUGUUAAAGUUUGUUUGUUUGUUUGUUUAUGUUGCUUUUUUAAUUUCAAUAUGAAUGUUCCUGAAUGUACACCACAAAGUGUUAGAAGCAUUUUUGGUCUUAACUAAAAACAUUUUUUUUUUUUGUAUAUUUAUUGGUUAGCAUUUUAAUUAAGCAAAUUAGCACUGAGUGUAUGUUAAACAAUCUUCGGUUGGGAUCGUGAAUGAGUUAACUGUCACUACUUAAACAAAAUGGCUUUCAUCAUUUCCACCCGGUCGGUUCAUUUUUACCUUAGGAUUCCCAGUUCAACUCGGCAUCUAUGCACUCCUGCUUAUUGUGUUAUAUUUUUGUAUUAUUUUUUGUACAGACAUUUGUUUUAUUUAAGUAUGUUUCUUUUGAAAUUGAAUCUAGUGGUAGUUUCUAAUGGACAUUUUCUUGUGAUUAUAAGAUGAUUCAGAAUAAAUGGCUAAAGGGAUUCAAGUAGCUAUACGAAAAACGACACUAUAUUUUGCUAUUUAUAUUGAUAGAGGACACAACAGCACAGAAAUAUUUAUAAAGAUGAUAUAUAACUUUGUCUAAAACGAAUCAUUUUGGAAUUCAAAUUAAGAUUUUACUGUUGUGUCAUAUAUUGUGUUUUUGUCGCUGUUGUGUUUGGUGAGGUACGAACAAGAUACGGCGGUGAGCUUCACAAGGUUGAGUGCUUCUUCCCAUACGAGCUUUCCCAAAACCUAAGGAUUUUAUGUUUGGCUGCAUAUUCAGUGCUUAAAAUUGAUUUUUUUUACUACUGUUAAGUCUCAGAGACAGAAACACUUGUACUUCGCUGUCUCCCUCGAGACCUCCUGAAGUGUUUACAGUACCUCAACUACAGUUCAAAACAAAAAUGAGGAACAUUUGGUCUGCAAAAUAGUCAAAAGCUGUAGUAGCUACAUGUAGUAUAGAAAUUAAUUUCUUAUUUCUUUAAUUUUGGCAUGCUUGUGAAAAUGAUCCUGCCCUUAUGUUUACAGUGCAAACACCUGUAAUAGGCUUUAUGCCCAGCUGCACUACUUCCUGAAUUUCAGCCAGCUCCUUGUUUCCUGUCUGCCAUUAUUGGACAAACUGAUUAAUCCAGGUGUGUCUUGUUAUUGUUGUUGUGACUACUGAGGUCAGGCACACCUGGAUUAAUCAGUUUGUCCAAUAAUGGCAGACAGGAAACAAGGAGCUGGCUGAAGUGCAGCUGGCCAUAAAGCCUAUUCACGUCUUUUUCAUGUACAGUUGAGAGACACGGCUGUCCUCCUGCAUAAAUAGCAAAGCGCAAUUUGUGGAAACUACAAAUGCCGAAAGCCAUUAACUCGGAUCAUACAAAAUGUGUUUGUGUGGGGGGGGGGGGGGUAUUUGUUGCAAUAUUUAUGGGGAAAUGUUACGGCGCGGUUGGCAAGAGUCUUUUGACCUACUGGUCACCACUUGCCUUAAAAAGGGAAGAGACUUUUAUGGCCAGAUAGACAUUUUUUACGCUUUCUUGAAGACUGAGCACUUUUGUACAUUUGAGAAAUUAUUCACAGAUGUGUUUAACCCCAUGGUUAACACAGAAGAGAGAGGAACUGGAUAUCACAGUGAGCUCUUCAUGAUAUAAUGUAGAUUUUUUUUUAUUAACUAUAGAUGAUGUAUAUGUUAUUAUGACUAUGUAAACAAUGACAUAAUGACUAUAAGAAUAUAAUCAUAAAUUGAACAUUUUAAAUGCUGUGAAUUUAUGUUUGUCUUAACACAUGUAGACAUUUUCUUUUUUUUUUUUUGCUUGGAUGUGAUUGUUUUAUCAUCUGUAGCAUAUCAUUUUAUUAACUUUAGUUGCACAUGAUAGAUCAUGAACGCAUCUCUAUUGGUGCCCUUCAAUUGAAAUCUAUAUUAUUAUUAUUAUUAUUAUUAGGUAAUCCGUAAAUCCCACCGCAAAGAGUGCCCAAUAACAGAUGCAGCAGCUUUAACAAAACGAAAAUUUAAACCCUGCAGAUUGUAUGCACUUAAAAGAGGCUUCUGGUGCUCAUAUAGUGUGAUUUAGUCCAUUAAUUCCAAGUGAAUGUUCAGCUUUAGUCAAACGUAGCUGAAUUGGGUUGUUUUUGUCUCAGGGUUGCCAGAUAGGGCUUUAUCACUGAUAUGAAACCUUUCAAACGAAGCGCAUCAAAUUUAAAAUGUUUUAUUCUUUACAACUGCAUUGCAUUUAAACUUUUCCUUUGUUUAGGAGUAUGUGUGUCUGUUUUGUGAUCUGUUCCCCAAAAUGAGGAUGCAAAUGUUAUUUAUUUAUUUUUAAACGAAUCCCGGAUGACGACGUGCAAUUUUGUAUAUAAAUGUCUGUUUGCACUUACUGUAUAGGAGGAGAUCUUUAAUGAACACUGUCCCCAAACUUCUCUGUUUUUUUCUAUUUACGUCACAGGAAAUUAAAGUUAAAUUAUUAAACACUCA